CCUGUCAAGUGGCUCCACACGCUGCGUGGAAACUCCGCAGGGAGUAUCGGCGGAUUAAAAAACAUUUUCUUGCACCGAGAGGCGAUUUUCAUCCAUUGACGCCCCGUCGCCGUUUGCACGCAGGCACAUUAGCUAGCUUGCAAGUGAUAAAAUGCUCAUUUCUAUGCGGACGUAAAAAUGUAACGAAUAGUUUUAGCGGAUUAAACCGUCUUUGUAAUUUUUAAUACACACUUAUGAAUGUAGUUCCAAGUAAGCGACGUUAAAAGGAGUUGUUUUAUAUCAAGAUGCAGCCUUAAAUGCAUUAUCUCGCAAGCUUGGACUUUAUUUUCAGUUUAACUACAGUAAUUCCUGCCAGGAUGGAAAGUAUCGCACCGUAGAAGACCAGACGAGAUGGGAAAAUGGGAGCUGACAAUGAACCCAGUUCAGGAGUGGGGUGAGGAGUUUGAGGAUGGGGCAGUGUAUGGGAUCACCCUGCGUCGGGAGCCCAUUUCCUCCUCCCCCAACCCCGGUGAGACGAAACCAUGCAGCGGUUUUGUGCAGUACCGGACCAGCAAGGUGCGACGUCUGAAGGCCGCGCCUCUGGACCUACUGGUGAGCCAGCUACUGGACCCCGGCUGCCAGGAGCAGGACUACAGCAAGAUCUUCCUCUCCACAUACAGAACCUUCACCAGCAGCUCAGUGCUCAUAGAGCUGCUCUUCCAGAGGGACAAUGCUGCCUCAGACCUGGACAACACGGAAUGCUACAGGAGCCCUCUGUUGGCCUUUGUCCAGACAUGGUUGGAUGAGUACAGUGAGGACUUCCGGGAUCCUCCGCUGCACCUGUCGCUCAGGCUGCUGCUGGACCACCUGAGGAUCAGCUCUGCUGUGGCCGACAACAUGCGCGUCCAGCCCAAUUUCUGCUCCCUGGCCGGGCAAGCUGAGACGCUGCUCAAGAGGUUCCAGAAAGAAGAAGCCGAGACAAAUGGUAUCUCUGCCCAGGCAGAUCUGGAACAAGACAAGGAGGGUUCUGGUGACGAAGGUUCAGAUUGUGAAAGCUCUCCAGAUCAAGGUGAUAUCAUGGAUUUCUCUGUCUCAGCCAUCGCAGAGCAGCUUACCCGACUGGACUCUGCUCUUUUUGUCAAAGUGGUGCCCUUUCAGUGUAUGGGCUGUGUGUGGUCCCAGAGAGACAAGAAAGAAAACAUGUCUCCCACCAUCCGGGCCACCAUUGCCCAGUUCAAUGCUGUCACUAACCGGGUCAUCACCUCCCUGCUGUGCCAGCCUCCCGCUGGUAGCCCAGGCCCGAGCCCCUCCCGCAGGCUGCCCACCACGCCGGUGCAAAGGGCCCGCAUCAUUGAGAAAUGGAUCAGAGUAGCACAGGAGUGUCGCCAGCUGAAGAACUUCUCUUCUCUCAGAGCAAUCCUGUCGGCCCUUCAGUCUAAUGCAGUUUACAGGCUGAGAAAGACCUGGGCUGCUGUUAGCAGGGACAGCAUGGCCACCUUUGAUAACCUGUGGGAGACCUUCCCUGAUGAGAACUGUGUUUUGACCAACAGAGAGAUCCUGGUUGAGAACGGAGGCCAACCGAAUGUGGAUAACAUUUCUCCGAAGAUAUCCAAGCGGUGUCCAAUCCCUAGACAGAUGAGUACGUCUAGUGGAGUGGUUCCCUACCUGGGCACGUAUCUGACUGUCCUCACCAUGCUGGACACCGCCUUGUCAGACACUGUACAGGGAGGGCUCAUAAACUUUGAGAAGAGGAGGAGGGAGUUUGAGAUUCUGUCACAGAUUCGGCUGCUCCAAGCGUCCUGUUCCCAGUACAGCCUGCCCCAUCACCCCAGGAUCGCUGCCUGGCUGCAGGGACACAAGCUGCUCACUGACCAGGAGAGCUACGAACUGUCAAGAAAACUGGAGCCUCCGGUGGAUCUGUCCUCUCCAACGUCCUGGAGCCACCGCACGCUCACAAAGAAACUCUCCUCCCUUCUGACAGGGAACGAAGGAUCUAAGAAGCUUCUUGCUGACCAGAUCAGCGUGUCGUCUUCUGGAUCCAGCGGGUCUGAGAUGGAGGACAUGUCUUCACCAAAUUCGACAUGUUCCAUCAGACUGCAGUCCCUGUCCAGCUCUUGCAACAACGUAUCAGAAGCCCUCUCGUCCUCCUCUUCUUCCUUCUCCUCCUCAUCGUCCUCCUCCUGUGGCUCAUCCACUGCCUCCUCUCCGGACUCCUCCUCUCCCUCCAGCUCUUCCUCCAGCUCCCAGCUCAUUCUUUGCUCUCCAGCUACGUCCUGCGGCGGUGCUCGGCCAAAACCAACCCUGGCCUCCCAGCACAAGCGCUCCGUGUCCAUGACCUCCCUACCUGUUUAUAAUCGCCAGGUGGCUGACUCCUGCAUAGUCAGAGUCAGCGUGGACCUGGGCAGCAACAAUGGCAACAUGUAUAAGAGCAUCCUGUUGACCAGCCAGGACAAAACUGCCCAGGUGAUCCAGAGGGCAUUGGAGAAGCAUCACCUUGAACACAUGAGCUGCAAGGAAUUCACCCUCUCACAGGUCAUCUCCCAGGGAAGAGAGUUGCUCAUACCGGACAAAGCAAAUGUCUUCUACGCCAUGUCCACCACAGCAAACUUUGACUUUGUUCUGCGUCAGUUCUCAAAGAUCCAGAAAAAACCACUGAGAGCCACUUCCAGUCUUGGACAAUACACAAAAUAAUGCCUCUGGACUCCAAGCAAAGUCUACACGUGUAAAACGGACUAACCUGAAAGGAUUUUAAUAGAAAAAGUGUUUAUUUUUAACACGUGUUAUAAGCAAAGAGGGAAAGCAUAUCAAGUUCAGCAUGUCCUCCAAAAUGACCCCAUGCUUCUUGCAUACCGAAGAGAUGAAAAUGUGAACUAACCGUGAUAACUGAUGACACGAUGCAAUGGCACUUUAUGAAGAAGAAUGCACACGUCAGAAGCUCUGAGUCAAGACUGAGAGAGCUGCGUUUAAAAAACACUUUGAACAGAAAUGCCUUUUUAAUUCCUGGUGGUGGAAAAACUCUUUGUGAAUCCCACUAUUGAAUCUUGAAAACUGAACACAUUCCUUAACGAUUUCCCUGGGGUGUCUUGGAAAUGGUCACAGGAUUGAAGCACAUGACAGAAGUAAGGAUGCAUGUCGAGGUAUCAUCAGUGAUUUUUAGCUUUUGAGAGUGAUAUCAGAUCUCAUAUUAAAUCACACACACAUACACAGGCACGCAUGCCAGAAGCAGUUACCUAUUAAUACAAGGGCAUUGAGAAAUGACUGACAGUUUCCCAAUGCAUUUGAGCACCAUUAAUACCAUGUGUGUUUAAAAGGGAAUGAGGUCAAAUUCUGUAUGAAGGACAUGCAGUAGCUAAUGAACUGCUGUUUUUAGCCACUUGAGACGAGAUAGCCUGGCCCACUUGUGCGUUGGCGUGCCAGUGCCAUCUGAGACGUGGGUGGGAACGUUCUCACCAGGAUCACAAUGUUCCUUGGAGUUUCAGCUCCGCUCCGCCAGUGUCACUGUGAUAGUCAUCAUGUGAACGGCGGCAGCCCCGACUGGAAGGAUGGCAUUCCUGAGCCUGCGUAACCAUGGUUGCAGAAGUGACUUUGAUGGACAGCUCGGUGAGGACACACACAAUCAGCCGGGCGUACAUGUGCGAGCAGCGAUCCAGCAUGAGAUUGAUGCCGACGAGUAGAGUUUCAGUGUUAGAGCUUUGAGGCAAUAUGUGAUUCUAGUUGUCACGUUUUAGGUUUUGUGUUUUUGAAUUUAUUUCCCACUGCUGUUUCACUGCGGUUCCUGUUAUUCCCACUGGUGAUUAAUUGUGCACAUUCUGUUUAACAUGAUCUGUUGCUUCACUUUGUGGUUUGAGUUGUCUUUUGACUGGUAGGAAAAAUGUAUAAAUAAAAAAUGAAACUGUAGUUUAUUUUCAUAAAUCUGUGACUAUUGUAGGUGUAAUUUCAGAAAUCUUUGUGAUUGAUGGAAAAUGAAAAUAUUUAAAAUAUCUAUGUUGAGACUUUUUUUUUUUUUUUUUUUUACUACUUUUCUUCCAAAAUGUAUUUUAUUCAGACUGAAGAGGCCUGAAUGUUAGUGGUGCUAAAAUCUUAGGAUUUAGGUGGAUCUUAAGUGUGAUCAUUUCAAUGAUGUCCUUGAACACUGACAAGUUUUUUUUUUUUUUUUUUUCACAUUGUCACUAAGAGUUGUUGCAAAGAGUGAAGGGUUACUUUUGCACAAAUGCAUGCAAACACCUGGUAAAAAAAUCACAGCCUUGUACUCUCAUUCGGCCGAUUGUUAGAACCUUUGGGUGUCUUGCUCAAGGGUAUGGUAUCAGCUGAAGCAGGGAAUAGAUGUCUCAUUCAUUCCGGUACUCAGACUGUCCCAGCUGAUCUGGGGUUGUGAUGCAGCAGUGAUGUGAUGCAGUCCAUCCCACGUGCUUGACUCUCUCAACUCCCAUACCAUGUCUGUUGGCAGCUCAGCCCUGAUUAUACUAUAUGAUUUUAUGAUCUCAUUAAAGAUUGCUUUUUCUUGUGAUCAGUGAAGAGAAUACUGUGGCUGUUAAACAAAAGAUACUGCUUUGAAGAUCAGCAAAAACUAAUUCAGUGUUUGAGAUCUGUCAUAUCUUGUCACACUGUUUGAUAUCUUCCUAAUAAAGUCAAUUUUUCAAGCCUG
Myripristis murdjan (pinecone soldierfish) is the source of this 4624-nucleotide messenger RNA. It is a transcript of the gene rgl3b, whose product is annotated as ral guanine nucleotide dissociation stimulator-like 1. The record is from RefSeq and is a predicted model, not a curated record. The coding region runs from base 391 to 2670 and encodes 759 amino acids. The transcript is spliced from 17 exons. Gene Ontology annotation, cellular component: plasma membrane. Gene Ontology annotation, biological process: Ras protein signal transduction. Gene Ontology annotation, molecular function: guanyl-nucleotide exchange factor activity. Lineage: Eukaryota; Metazoa; Chordata; Actinopteri; Holocentriformes; Holocentridae.